Molecule: messenger RNA, 486 nt
Organism: Brettanomyces nanus
Lineage: Eukaryota; Fungi; Ascomycota; Pichiomycetes; Pichiales; Pichiaceae
Gene: UBC9
Product: E2 SUMO-conjugating protein ubc9
Exons: 1
Coding region: 1-486 (161 amino acids)
Biological process (GO): protein sumoylation
Cellular component (GO): nucleus
Molecular function (GO): SUMO conjugating enzyme activity
Source: RefSeq, a predicted model, not a curated record
AUGGCCAAGAGAGAUUUGAGAACAGAAAGAAUCCAACAGGAAAGAAAACAGUGGCGUAAGGAUCAUCCGUUUGGAUUUUAUGCCAGACCCACAAAAGCCGCAGAUGGUUCUCUAGACCUUCAUAACUGGGUGGCAGGUAUCCCUGGUAAAUCCAAUACGAUGUGGGAGAAUGCCACAUAUCCCGUCACAAUAGCGUUUCCAGAGGAGUACCCGGCCAAGCCUCCUAAAAUUAGAUUGCCUUCUGGCUUUUAUCACCCUAAUGUGUAUCCUUCGGGUACCAUUUGUUUGUCUAUCUUGAACGAGGAUCAAGAUUGGAGACCUGCUAUAUCGCUAAAGCAAUUGAUGCUUGGAAUUCAGGAACUUUUAGAUACUCCUAAUCCUACAUCACCCGCUCAAGAGCCCUCUUGGAGAGCAUUCGAAAAGGAUAAAGUGGAAUACGAAAAGAAAGUUAGACAGCAGGCCAAAGUGUAUGCUGAUAAGCAUUAA